AAUUCAUAUAAAACUAGUCAACCCCACCCACCAAAUCGACACCGUAAUCCUCGUGAACAUCGUGACCGUUUUCUAUUCCACCUUGGGACCCACCGAAAUUCCAAUCACCGACCGCUCCGUCCAUCGUUAUUAGUUACAGUGCAAUUCCAAAACAUAAUCAGGAUCACCAUCCCAUCAAAUGGCAUGAUCAUAUCCCAUGUGGUAUAUCCAGCUACACCAUAUCAUCUCCUACAGACCGAUACCAGUAUAACACCCAACCUUUCCUAAAAAUUCCUCAACAUAGUAGUUCCACUGCUUAUUUUUCUCUCUCUUGUUUAUAGCAACUUCUCACUCCAUCAGUCUUUUUGUUCUGUUCAACAAUGUCUGAAAUGUCGUCCGCUAAAGGAACCACAACUCUCUUCUCUCCUUACAAGAUGGGCAAACUCAACCUCUCACACAGGGUGGUUCUUGCACCUAUGACUAGGUGCAGAGCACUGAAUGAAAUUCCAAACCAAGCCCUCGUUGACUAUUACGUCCAGCGAUCAACCGCCGGUGGAUUUCUCAUCACCGAAGGCACUCUCGUCUCUCCCAAAGCCGCCGGGUUUCCACAUUGCCCUGGGAUCUACAACAAGGAACAAGUGGAGGCAUGGAAGAAGGUGGUGGAUGCUGUCCACGCCAAGGGGGCCGUUAUCUUCUGUCAACUGUGGCACGUAGGACGAGCUUCUCAUCAAGUGUAUCAACCUGGUGGAGAACCGCCGAUAUCGUCUACGAGCAAGCCCAUAUCAAAGAGGUGGAGAAUACUGAUGCCAGAUGGGUCCCACGGGAUUUACCCCAACCCUCGACCACUGGCAACCUACGAGAUACCACAGUUGGUCGAACAAUAUCGUCAGGCAGCCUCAAAUGCAAUUGAAGCAGGUUUUGAUGGCAUUGAAAUCCAUGGGGCACAUGGCUACCUCAUUGACCAAUUUUUGAAGAAUGGGAUCAAUGACCGAACCGAUGAGUAUGGUGGAUCACUGGCAAACCGGUGCAAAUUUAUAACACAGGUUGUUCAAGGAGUGGUUGCAGCCAUUGGCGCUGAUCGAGUUGGUGUAAGAAUUUCACCAGCCAUUGAUCACCUUGAUGCAACAGACUCUGACCCGCUGAGCCUUGGCCUGGCAGUGAUCGAUAGACUUAACAAGCUCCAGCUAGACUUGGGCUCUAGACUCACUUAUCUUCAUGUAACUCAGCCUAGGUACACGGCUUAUGGUCAAACAGAAUCAGGAAGACAUGGCAGUGAACAUGAGGAGGCCCAGUUUAUGAGGACUUUGCGGAAGGCUUAUCAGGGAACCUUCGUAUGUAGUGGCGGAUUCACUCGAGAACUAGGAAUGGAGGCUGUUGCUCAAGGUGAUGCUGAUUUGGUGUCAUAUGGUCGCCUUUUCAUCUCAAACCCUGACUUAGUUUUGAGAUUCAAGGUCAAUGCACCCCUCAACAGGUAUAUUAGGUCUACUUUCUAUACCCAAGAUCCUGUUGUAGGGUACACUGACUACCCUUUUCUGAAGGGAAAUGGAAACCAUGAAUUAUUGUCACGCCUCUAAUUGAAAUGUGUCACAUUAUUGACUAUGCAUUUGGAUAUCUUGUAUUUGUAGGCUUAAGCCUAGAGCUUAAUUGUAAUGAACAUAUUUGCUUGAUCAGAAAUAAGAUAAGUAUAUUGAAUGCGUUUGAUGUA
Cornus florida is the source of this 1684-nucleotide messenger RNA. Its product is annotated as 12-oxophytodienoate reductase 3. Lineage: Eukaryota; Viridiplantae; Streptophyta; Magnoliopsida; Cornales; Cornaceae. Gene Ontology annotation, molecular function: oxidoreductase activity; FMN binding. The transcript is spliced from 5 exons. The record is from RefSeq and is a predicted model, not a curated record. Gene Ontology annotation, biological process: jasmonic acid biosynthetic process; oxylipin biosynthetic process. Bases 360 to 1553 code for a protein of 397 amino acids. Gene Ontology annotation, cellular component: peroxisome.